AUCCUUGAAGAAAAACCGGAUAUAUUCUCUAAUCAAGAAGUGUUUGAGAUUGCAAACGAUAUACAUGAUAAUUUUUAUACUUCUUGCAAAAGAAUCGCUUCGGUCUUUGAACCAAUUAAGCGAGUAAUUAAUUUACUUGAAAGUAAUACUGCAAGUUUGGCGGAUUGUUUCUUAGGAAUUGUCCAAAUCGCUGCUAUGCUUAAAAAAAUACCUACUAGCAAUAAUUUUCGUACCUUGGCUAUUUCAGCGUUCAAUUUUCGCUAUCAGCAAUUUGAUAUUUCUCCGUAUCUUCUAGCUUAUUUUCUCCACCCUAAAUAUCGAAGCCGUGGUCUUAAAACCAGAAAUUUUCAUAAUAUUCAUAAUUUGGCAGUUAACUAUUAUAAAGAUUUAUUCCAUAAAGAAGAAGAGUGCAAUGAAUUAGUAGAUCAAUUAAUUAGAUAUAAAGCAGAAUUAAAAUUUUAUAAAGAUAAUUUUGUGGAAACUGAGUUGCGUAAUAGUACAUUAAGUGAAACGGUUAUUUCAGAAAUUGAUUAUCCUAAUUCAAUUGAGAAAAAUGAAGAGGAAGUAGAAAUCGUAAGCUCUGCUGAAAGUGAUAUUACAAUGGCACUUCAAAGUUUAGUUGAUCUAUCAGACCAAAUAUUCGAAGUGAAUAAUAAUCCUUCUUUUAUUGAUGAAGAAAUGAAUACGAAUUUACAAAUUUAUACUAAUUUUGUUCAUGUGGUGGAAAAUAUGGAUGUUAUUCUUCAUUUUGAAC
Molecule: messenger RNA, 754 nt
Organism: Racocetra fulgida
Lineage: Eukaryota; Fungi; Glomeromycota; Glomeromycetes; Diversisporales; Gigasporaceae
Source: the annotation of a GenBank genome assembly